AUGUUGACCUGUCCUCCAACCCGCAUCAACCUCACUGCCGCAGAUUGCUCUGACUUUGAACGCAGAUUUCUGGCUCGCCGAGCUAACCUUCACCAUCGACUGCGCGGCGCAGGCGUACAUGUUGGCCGAAGUCCUGGGCGCCCUGUGAGGCUUGGGUUCGUGCCAGCCAACGCUAACAAGGGCCGCGAGCGAGCACAAUCAUGUUCCUCUCAAGCCACUAUCUGCACUGAGGCCGACGACGAAGCUGAAGAUGUCGCCAUAACAGCACAAGCAGUUUCCCUACAGGCUUUGCGACCUCAACAAUCAACACUUGCCCUCCAUGGCGACAGAAGCAGACGCCCUGUCCAACCUUCUGCCUCUCCAAGUGCGAAGCAGUCAUCAUCUCGAGAGCCUUUGAGCCCCAUCCGGCCAGAACGAAUCCAACACGAUGCGCGCGAUAUCCAGCCGGCAGGGUCGAGGUCGCCAAGCAAGUCGCCCUCUGCUCGCCCAGGAUUUCUGCUCUACGCAGAUCCACCCCAUGUUCAGUCGCAGAUCGAAAGACAACACCGCAUCGAGUGGGCUCGUCGACACGGAUGGGAGCCAGAGAUUCCUUCCUUGCUGGAGACCAUUGUCCCUACCAUCGUAACGCAACCCCCAGCCAGCAGCCCGCUUCGAGAUGUACAAACUACCGACAGUCUCCCCAAUCCGGCUUUGGACCCAGGCGCCCCCGUUUUUGUGCCCAGAACGAGGUUCGGCUCCAAUUGGAGCAACGCAGCGGAUCAGAAUAACGCCGUUGUUCGGUCAGCUCGACAAGCGAGCAGCAUUGAAAGUGCGCAAAGCGAGACUCAUCUUCGUCUACGGUCUUCAUUCGAGCGUAAUUCUCAGCAUUCACCUCCGGGACAAGAUCAAGGCUUUGAGACCGAGGUAAUCCACACGACUGCGCAACAGCGCUCCCGAAGACGCGCCAACGAUCAAAAUGCCGCCUUGCGCGGACCAGUUCCCAAUCUCGACCGAUAUCCAGCCAUACACCCUCAGACUGCGUCUGUAAGCUCCAGAAGCCAUCGACAGGUUGUCUUGCCUCGCAGACAGAGCUCGCGACAACACCUGGUCGAGUUUGAGCGGACUCGUCGGCCAUCUCGUGAGACUAUCCAGCAUCGUGCAACCUCAUCAGCUCAAUACAGUAAUCUCACAGUGCCUCCCGGAAGCCUCCGGCCUAUCUCACCUGCAGCAUCCACAAGCAGUCAGUCGACUCCUAAUCUGUUGUAUGCACCCGCAGGUCCCCGCUUUCCGGUUCGAAGCAGCUCAUUAAGGGGUAACAGAGCUGCUCGCCCUGGAUAUGUCGAUGCUGGUAACAGAGGCAAUAGCAGAGCCACACAAAGAUCCAGCGAGUCCAGUGCCGUAUUUUCUGGAGAUUGGCUGUCGCGAGGGUCGCCGUUGGACGAGCUGGUAAAACACCUCAAUCACCUUGCAGGCCGCCCACGAUCCGUGGGGAGAUCAUUCGAACGUCCACCGGUAAAUCACGGUAGAGUGUCCCUGCUCAACGGCGACCCUUUUCGACUCAACGAGUCUCCUGAGCUGGAACCUGAAAAGGGGGAUGAAGAUGAGACAGGGUAUGCGACAUUCGAAGCCACAGUUCCUCUUCGCAGACGAGCCGAUAUUGUGGUGGCAGCAAGAAGCUCGCCGCCGAACGAAGACUGCCAGAGUCGCAGCUCGACUGAAGAAGAUCCAGUCGCCUUGGCUCUCGGUCUGCCGUCUCCAGAACUGCCCUCCUCUCCUGUUUCGCAAAACACAUCUUCGACCCAGCAAGCUACUCCUACGGCCAGGGCCUUGCGCCCCCCAACUAGUAAGGCACCAACACCGUCCCAUGUAUCGUCAGUAGCAGGUUCCACACCAACAGCUAUGACAUUGUUUACGGCUGUAACUGCAACACCGCGUGUCCCAGUCUACAAUGACAGCUUACCACCGAAUUCUCAGCCUCAGACGCCAGGAGACAUAGCUCGACGACCCCGUGGUCGCUUUGACCUUUCAGUAUCUACACGGCGCCAUCAUACCGGGGAAGCUAAUACGACUCCCACUCAAGGACGUACUCCCUACCGUCAUACUUAUCCAUCCGCAGUUCUACCUCAGGAGUCCCCUGAACAUUAUGGCAUCCCGGACAGAAUGUCACUGGCGGUCGAGCAGCUUGUCACAGAGACUCAGCAGGCUACUCGUGUGCAGCAGCAGCAGCAGCAGCAGCGAGGCUCGGGUUCUUCAGAGAACGAUAUCGAGCCUGCUAUCGGCGAGUUGGAAGAGAAUCGCCGGACUUGGGUGCAGCGACAGGAGAGUGGGUCUUUGGAUGUCACUCCACCGAGGGAGGGUCGUUUCGAGAGGUACCUGUCGUAA
Molecule: messenger RNA, 2361 nt
Organism: Lecanosticta acicola
Lineage: Eukaryota; Fungi; Ascomycota; Dothideomycetes; Mycosphaerellales; Mycosphaerellaceae
Source: the annotation of a GenBank genome assembly